ACCCGGGGAAAUAGCUGCACAGUCCGACCCCGGAGCACCAGGCGCAUACAUUCGAGCACACUCCCACUCGCACGCACACUCACGCGCACACUUCAACCCCUCCUCCGGACCCCGGCCCUGGACCCGCGAGCGCGGACUGGGUCGCCAACCCAGAGAGCCGGUGCACAGAGCGCGCCGCGCCUGCCCCCUUCGCGCCCCCACGCGCGCCUGGCUGGAGGAUCUCCUCCGCGUGCCCGAAAGGGGAUAUGCCAUUUGGACAUGUAAUUGUCAGCACGGGAUCUGAGACUUCCAAAAAAUGAAGCUGGCGACAGGACUGUGGGUCUGGGUGAGCCUUCUCUUGGCGGCAGGGACCGUCCAGCCCAGCGCUUCUCAAUCAGUGUGUGCAGGAACAGAGAAUAAACUGAGUUCCCUCUCUGACCUGGAACAGCAGUACCGGGCCUUGCGCAAAUACUAUGAGAACUGUGAGGUAGUCAUGGGCAACCUGGAGAUAACCAGCAUUGAGCACAACCGGGACCUCUCCUUCCUGCGGUCUAUUCGAGAAGUCACAGGCUAUGUGUUAGUGGCUCUUAACCAGUUUCGUUACCUGCCUCUGGAGAAUUUACGCAUCAUCCGUGGAACAAAACUUUAUGAAGAUCGGUAUGCCUUGGCAAUAUUUCUAAACUACAGAAAAGAUGGAAACUUUGGACUACAAGAACUUGGAUUAAAGAACUUGACAGAAAUUCUAAAUGGUGGAGUCUACGUAGACCAGAACAAAUUUCUUUGUUACGCAGACACCAUUCAUUGGCAAGAUAUUGUUAGAAAUCCAUGGCCUUCCAAUUUGACUCUCGUAUCAACAAACGGAAGCUCAGGAUGUGGACGUUGCCAUAAGUCCUGUACUGGCCGAUGCUGGGGACCAACAGAAAAUCAUUGUCAGACCUUGACAAGGACAGUGUGUGCAGAACAAUGUGAUGGCAGGUGCUAUGGACCUUAUGUCAGUGACUGCUGCCAUAGAGAAUGUGCUGGAGGCUGCGCAGGACCUAAGGAUACGGACUGCUUUGCCUGCAUGAACUUCAAUGACAGUGGGGCAUGUGUGACUCAAUGUCCCCAAACCUUUGUCUACAAUCCAACCACUUUUCAAUUGGAACACAACUUCAAUGCAAAGUACACAUAUGGAGCAUUCUGUGUCAAGAAGUGCCCACAUAACUUUGUGGUUGAUUCUAGUUCUUGUGUGCGUGCCUGCCCUAGUUCCAAGAUGGAAGUAGAAGAAAAUGGGAUUAAAAUGUGUAAACCUUGCACUGAUAUUUGCCCAAAAGCUUGUGAUGGCAUUGGCACGGGAUCACUGAUGUCAGCUCAGACUGUGGAUUCCAGUAACAUUGACAAAUUCAUAAACUGUACAAAGAUCAAUGGGAAUUUGAUCUUCCUUGUCACUGGUAUUCAUGGGGACCCUUACAAUGCAAUUGAAGCUAUAGACCCAGAGAAACUGAACGUUUUUCGGACAGUCAGAGAGAUAACAGGUUUCUUGAACAUACAAUCAUGGCCCCCAAAUAUGACUGACUUCAGUGUUUUUUCCAACCUGGUGACCAUUGGUGGAAGAGUACUCUAUAGUGGCCUCUCCUUGCUGAUCCUCAAGCAACAAGGCAUUACCUCUCUACAGUUCCAGUCUCUGAAGGAGAUUAGUGCAGGAAACAUCUAUAUAACCGACAAUAGCAACCUGUGUUAUUAUCACACCAUCAACUGGACAACCCUCUUCAGCACCAUUAACCAAAGAAUAGUGAUCCGGGAUAACAGAAAAGCUGAGAACUGUACUGCUGAAGGAAUGGUGUGCAAUCAUCUAUGUUCCAAGGAUGGCUGUUGGGGUCCUGGGCCCGACCAGUGUCUUUCAUGCCGACGCUUCAGCAGGGGAAGGAUAUGCAUAGAGUCCUGUAACCUCUAUGAUGGUGAAUUUCGGGAGUUCGAAAAUGGCUCCAUCUGCAUGGAGUGUGACUCCCAGUGUGAGAAGAUGGAAGAUGGCCUCCUCACAUGCCAUGGACCGGGACCUGACAACUGUACAAAAUGUUCUCACUUUAAGGAUGGUCCAAACUGUGUAGAGAAAUGUCCAGAUGGCUUACAGGGGGCAAACAGUUUCAUUUUCAAGUAUGCGGAUCAGGAUCGGGAGUGCCACCCAUGCCAUCCGAACUGCACCCAAGGGUGUAACGGUCCCACUAGUCAUGACUGCAUUUACUACCCAUGGACGGGCCAUUCCACUUUACCACAACAUGCUAGGACUCCCCUAAUUGCUGCUGGAGUCAUUGGAGGUCUCUUCAUCCUGGUCAUCGUAGGUCUGACCUUUGCAGUUUAUGUUAGAAGGAAGAGCAUCAAAAAGAAAAGAGCCUUGAGAAGAUUCCUGGAAACAGAGCUGGUGGAACCCCUGACUCCCAGUGGUACAGCACCCAACCAAGCUCAGCUUCGUAUUUUGAAAGAAACUGAACUCAAAAGAGUAAAAGUCCUUGGCUCAGGUGCUUUUGGAACCGUUUAUAAAGGCAUUUGGGUACCUGAAGGAGAAACAGUGAAGAUUCCUGUGGCUAUUAAGAUUCUCAAUGAGACGACUGGUCCCAAAGCCAAUGUGGAGUUCAUGGAUGAAGCUCUGAUCAUGGCCAGCAUGGACCAUCCACACCUAGUCCGCCUAUUGGGUGUGUGUCUAAGCCCAACCAUCCAGCUGGUUACCCAGCUGAUGCCCCACGGCUGCCUGCUGGAAUAUGUCCAUGAACACAAGGAUAACAUUGGAUCACAGCUGCUGCUGAAUUGGUGUGUCCAGAUAGCUAAGGGAAUGAUGUACCUAGAAGAAAGACGGCUUGUUCAUCGGGACUUGGCAGCUCGCAAUGUGUUAGUGAAAUCGCCAAACCAUGUGAAAAUCACAGAUUUUGGAUUAGCCAGACUCUUGGAAGGAGAUGAAAAAGAAUAUAAUGCUGAUGGAGGAAAGAUGCCAAUUAAAUGGAUGGCACUAGAGUGUAUACAUUAUAGAAAAUUCACCCACCAGAGUGACGUUUGGAGCUAUGGAGUCACUAUAUGGGAACUGAUGACCUUUGGAGGGAAACCCUAUGAUGGAAUUCCAACUCGAGAAAUUCCUGAUUUAUUAGAAAAAGGAGAACGUUUGCCUCAACCUCCCAUCUGCACCAUUGACGUUUACAUGGUCAUGGUCAAAUGCUGGAUGAUUGACGCUGACAGUAGACCUAAAUUUAAGGAGCUGGCUGCCGAAUUUUCAAGGAUGGCUCGAGAUCCUCAAAGAUAUCUUGUUAUUCAGGGUGAUGAUCGUAUGAAGCUUCCCAGUCCAAAUGACAGCAAGUUCUUUCAGAAUCUCUUGGAUGAAGAGGACUUGGAAGAUAUGAUGGAUGCUGAGGAAUACCUGGUCCCCCAGGCUUUCAACAUCCCUCCCCCCAUCUAUACUUCCAGAGCAAGAAUUGACUCAAAUAGGAACCAGUUUGUAUACCGGGAUGGGGGUUUUGCUGCAGAACAAGGAAUGGCAGUGCCCUACAGGGCCACAACCAGCACAAUCCCAGAAGCACCAGUUGCUCAGGGAGCUGCAGCUGAGAUUUUCGACGACUCCUGUUGUAAUGGCACCCUGCGUAAGCCCGUGCAACCCCAUGUCCAAGAGGACAGUAGCACCCAGAGGUACAGUGCUGACCCCACAGCGUUCGCCCCAGAACGGAGCCCACGAGGAGAGCUGGAUGAAGAAGGUUACAUGACGCCUAUGAGAGACAAACCCAAACAAGAAUACCUGAAUCCAGUGGAGGAGAACCCUUUUGUUUCUCGGCGAAAAAAUGGAGACCUUCAAGCUUUGGAUAAUCCCGAGUAUCACAAUGCUUCCAGUGGCCCACCCAAGGCAGAGGAUGAGUAUGUGAACGAGCCUCUGUACCUUAACACCUUUGCCAACACCUUGGGGAAUGCUGAGUACCUGAAGAACAACGUUCUGUCUGUGCCAGAGAAGGCCAGGAAAGCGUUUGACAACCCUGACUACUGGAACCACAGCCUGCCCCCGAGGAGCACCCUACAGCACCCAGACUACCUGCAGGAGUACAGCACAAAAUAUUUUUAUAAACAGAAUGGACGGAUCCGGCCUAUUGUGGCAGAGAAUCCUGAAUACCUCUCUGAGUUCUCGCUGAAGCCAGGCACUGUGCUGCCUCCUCCACCUUACAGACACCGGAAUACUGUGGUGUAAGCUCAGCCCUGGUUCUAAGGUGGAGAGACACGCCCGCUCCAAUUUCCCCACC
This is a messenger RNA of Marmota flaviventris (yellow-bellied marmot), 4226 nucleotides long. NCBI's taxonomy places the organism in Eukaryota, Metazoa, Chordata, Mammalia, Rodentia, Sciuridae. The record is from RefSeq and is a predicted model, not a curated record.